This is a messenger RNA of Rotaria sp. Silwood1, 249 nucleotides long. The record is from the annotation of a GenBank genome assembly. Lineage: Eukaryota; Metazoa; Rotifera; Eurotatoria; Philodinida; Philodinidae.
AUGUCGCAAGCCAAAUAUAGUCAAGGUACACUCGGAAAUAUGCCCGGUCAGAUCGAUCAAGCUCGAAAUGAUUCAAUUGGCACUGGUGGAAGUACAGCUGAUGGUCAACUAUCCCAUCGUGAUCCACUUGAAGGUGUGUGCAAUGCACAAACAGGUGUAACCACGAAGCGUACUGACGCUUAUUCGAGCAAUCAGAUGUCGAAUUUGGUCGGCAGUCAGGAGAAUGCAGGAUCCAGUAGUAACAGUUAA